GUUUUAUUUCCCCCUUUUAAUUGCAAUCCAAAUAUGCAGCCUGGAGUCUGUUCAAAGUAAGAUAAUGAUACAAUAUUACUGUAAUAGAAGUAUUCUAAAUUGUAAUUUUCUUGUCUUCUAUGAUAUUUUCAGCAGUGAAGUGAAGGAUGAAAGCAUAUCCCGUUGCUGUUUAGGUUUCCAGUUCAUCAAUGGCGCUUGUCAGCAUUGUCCAGAUGGCCAGUAUGGACAGGGCUGUACGGAACCUUGCCCUAAAGGGCGGUUUGGGGCACAGUGUGCAGGGGAAUGUGAAUGUUUACCGGAAGACUGCGAUACAUACCUAGGAUGUCCAAAGCACACACCGUCAAUAUCCGAGGCUGUGCACGACAGCAUAACAGGAGUGACGUAUUCAGGCACAUCAUCGUUCUCAGCGCCAAGAUGGCCACCAACGCUUCAUUCUUCGACUCGACCGUCAAUCUCAACAUCCUCUUCACUGGUGAUAUCCACAGGAACCCUAACCUCGGGAACUACCCAGUAUUUGUCAAAACAUUGGUCUACUUCACAGUUUGGCUUACCCAACCAGGAGACAAAUUCCAAAAGCAACAUUUUGAUAGUAUUAGGAAUGGGGGCUGGAAUGGUGCUCAUGGUGAUCGUAAUUCUUGUGUUAUUAGCACAAAGAUUUAUGAGGAAGACAUUGAGACAUUACAAUAAAACAAAUGAUGUAGAGAUUACGAAUGAAAAUGGGCAAGGCGUGCCUGGUGUAUAUCAAGACAUCAAUUAUGACUUGAUGGAAGAAUCAAGGAAUGGCAGACAGUUGGAAAAAGAUAACAAACGAUAUGAACCCGUCGACAAGGAAAUCACUGCUUCAGAACGCGAGGGGCUCCAAAUACGCGAUGGUAAUGACCUAAGCCAGUGUAGGUCAACUUAUCUCAACGUUCAAACAACCAACGCUUCUUCGCCUCAUUAUUCAGUAGGAUAUUUGGAGCCCAUACAAAUGACUAAACAAAGAAACAACUCCUAUGUAGAAAUGAUAGAAUCUUCGGUCCAAAUAAACAGCAACGUAUCUGCAAAAGUAUACGAGAACAGUGUUCCCAUGAAAGUGUAGUGUUUCUUUACUACGAUAUAACUAUAAGAGAUGGAAGAAACAAGGGCGUUGAAAGCUCCGAAACUAAGUUGCCCCUUUCCAAUGAAACACAAUGUAUAUAUUUUAUUGUAAUGUCUGUUCAACCAAUAAACUUCAACUGUAUAUAUCAAGCAA
Messenger RNA from Ostrea edulis (European flat oyster), 1234 nucleotides. RefSeq lists its product as uncharacterized. Lineage: Eukaryota; Metazoa; Mollusca; Bivalvia; Ostreida; Ostreidae. Bases 65 to 1081 code for a protein of 338 amino acids. The record is from RefSeq and is a predicted model, not a curated record. The transcript is spliced from 3 exons.